Lottia gigantea (owl limpet) is the source of this 1584-nucleotide messenger RNA. RefSeq lists its product as hypothetical. The transcript has 6 exons. The record is from RefSeq and is a predicted model, not a curated record. The coding region runs from base 19 to 1584 and encodes 521 amino acids. NCBI's taxonomy places the organism in Eukaryota, Metazoa, Mollusca, Gastropoda, Lottiidae.
GUGCCCUUGAUCUUCAGGAUGGCAGCUUCCUUGCUCAGAAGAAAAGCAGGGAGUUUAUUCAGAUUGUCCAUAGAAUCUGUUUCGAAAAGGAAUUAUGGUAGAUUAGGAGUGAAGGGAGGAUAUUUAGAGAAAAUAUUAUUAGAACCUAGCUAUAUAGGAAGAACAAGAUGUCUAUCAACUGUAGUUGACGUUAAACCUACAGAUAAACAUUUAAAGAAGAAUGAAGAUGGUGGAGUUGUCGUGGCACCAGAAGAAAAUCUGCCUAAUGAAGAAGAUUUAUACAAAGAAAGAUAUAUUCCUAUAACAAGGCGUUCUAUAAUCAGACGUCUGGUAGAAAAAGAACAGUUUCUAAAUGACGAGGAGAAAAGGAAAUUUACAGAUUUAGCACUGGCUUUAGAUAGUGCUAUUGUUAACAAAUAUCAUGGAAUUCUUCAAGAAUUAAAGAAUCUGUUUGACCCAAUCAAUCCAGAUAAAGAUACCAUCAAAACGAGAACACUGUCUCGUAGAGAGAAGCUAGAUAAUGAAUUUUGGUUGUUAGAGAAACUGGCUGAUAUAAUGGAGAAGGCCAACUUUCAUGAACUAUCCGACAGUACAGUAAAAUGGAGUCUAGCUGAACAUGAAGCUAGGGAAGGUGUCCGGGUCAGUGUCAACCCAACUAAAUAUGAUGUUUUAAGAUACUGGGCAUUAGGAAAAGAGAAACCUGAGAAGGAGAUCAGUUUCAUGGAAAAAUUACGCAGUAAAAUUCUACGUCAACCUCCGAGGAGACCUCUAGAAUAUUAUAAAAGAGUUGUCGUGGCUAUACGGUUGAAAAAGGACAUGAAAUUAAUGUUAAAAGCAUUCAAAGAAGUUCCAGUUAAUGCGUUAGAAAUGUUAUUACCAGAUGGAACUAUUAAAAUGAACACUACUGAUAAAGGUAUCCUAGUAACGUCUGGAGUAAUCGCCGGGGUAGGCAUUAUAGCUAAAUUAGUCACUGUUUUAGCUGAUUUAAAUGUUGAUUGGAUGUUAAUUUUUACUGCUGUAAUGGGAACGAUUGGUGUACGAUCGUGGACUGUGUAUAAAAAUCGUAGAAAUGCUUAUUUAGUGGAUGUAUCUAGGACUUUAUAUUUUAAAAAUAUAGCCAAUAACAGAGGAUUGCUGACAUUACUAGUAGAUAGAGCAGAAGAUGAGAGUUUUAAGGAAGCCUUACUGACCUAUACUUUCUUACUAACACAAAGAUCAGCACUUACUAACCUUAGAGAAAGCAAACUUCAAAGUUCUGCAGAUCUUGGUGGACUAACUACAUUACAAUUGGAAAAGAUGGUAGAAAAUUGGAUUGAGACCACAACUGGUGUAAAACUAGAAUUUGAUUCAACAGAGGCUAUCACAUUAUUAAAACAGUUUGGUUUACUUCAUGAAAGGGGAGAUAAACUCCAUGUCCAGUCCAUUCAUUCAGCAUUGAGUUAUCUGCCCCUGUCACCUCAGACUAUCGUUGCCCGAGCACGAGAGGCUGAUAUAGGAGAAGGUUAUGACCGAGAUAUUUAUCUUGAAACAGAAGAAGAGUACAAGGAAGAAGAUAAGAAAAGUAAAUCAAUCGGCUGGUUUUAA